Amblyraja radiata (thorny skate) is the source of this 2248-nucleotide messenger RNA. RefSeq names its product leucine-rich repeat and fibronectin type III domain-containing protein 1-like protein. The transcript is spliced from 2 exons. Bases 45 to 2063 code for a protein of 672 amino acids. Lineage: Eukaryota; Metazoa; Chordata; Chondrichthyes; Rajiformes; Rajidae. The record is from RefSeq and is a predicted model, not a curated record. Gene Ontology annotation, molecular function: protein binding.
CUGGCCUGAGGUGUUUGUCCACAGAACGGUGGGUGUGCGGGAGGAUGGAGAGAUUCCUCUUCUGUCUGCUGUUGCUCAGCCUGGCGGUCAGGACUCAACUCUGCCCCAAACGCUGCAUCUGCCAGAACCUCUCACCGUCCCUGGCCAUCCUCUGCUCCAAAACCGGGCUGCUCUUCGUGCCCCCGUUCAUCGACCGGAGAACAGUGGAGCUGCGGCUGACCGACAACUUCAUCACCACCGUCAGGAGGAAGGACUUUGCCAACAUGACCAGCCUGGUGCACCUCACCCUGUCCAGGAACACCAUCAGCCAGAUCAUGCCGCUGACCUUUGGUGAUCUGCGUGGCCUCCGGGCCUUGCAUCUGGACAGCAACCGGUUGACCACGGUCUUGCCCGAACACUUCAACGGCUUGGUCAACCUCCGGCAUCUCAUCCUCAACAACAACCAGCUCCGCCACAUCUCGACCAACUCCUUCUAUGACUUUGAAACCUCCCUUGAAGACCUGGACCUUUCUUACAAUAACUUGGAGGAUUUGCCUUGGGAUACCAUUAGUAAAAUGACCAACAUCAACUCUCUGAGCUUAGACCACAACCUGAUUUUAUUUGUUCCUGAAGGGACAUUUUCCAAUCUCCACAAGUUGGCUCGGUUGGACAUGACCUCCAACAAGCUUCACAAGUUGCCCCCCGAUCCACUCUUCCUCAGAGUCCGAAUUUACUCGAAGACAAAGGGGUCUCCGCUGUCAUCUCUGGUGCUCAACUUUGGUGGGAAUCCCCUGCACUGUAACUGCGAGCUGCUCUGGUUGAGACGUCUCACCAGGGAAGAUGAUCUAGAGACCUGUGCUUCUCCGCCUCAACUCAUGGGCAAAUACUUCUGGUUCAUCCCCGAGGAGGAGUUCACCUGCGAUCCUCCGCUGAUCACUCGACACAGCUCCAAGAUCUUCGUCAUGGAAGGUCAACGAGCCAUCCUCAAAUGUAAAGGGGUGGGAGACCCAAACCCAACCAUUCACUGGACCUCACCAGAGGGAAGGCUGAUUUCCAACUCCACCCGGGCCACUACCUACGAGAACGGGACUCUGGAGAUGCUGAUUGCCGCGCCUAAAGACACCGGCACUUUCACCUGCUUUGCCUCCAACGCUGCAGGUGAUGCCGUGGUCACGGUGGACUUGGUGGUCAACCCUCUCCCACAUUUUGCCAACGCCACCAACAACAUCAAAGAGCCAGACCCCGGCUCGUCCGACAUCACCACCUCCUCCAAGUCUGCGUCGCCCUCUGUGGCCAACGACACAAAGACUCAGCAGGACAGGAGGGUCACUGCCACUGACCUCACCUCCACCUCGGUACAAAUACGCUGGCCCUCCCAGCGUCAUGUGCCUGGCAUCCGCAUGUACCAGGUGCAGUACAACAGCUCCAGCGACGACGUCCUUGUGUACAGAAUGAUCCCGUCUUCCAGCAAGACGUUUGUGGUGAAGGACCUGGUGGCGGGGCGAGACUAUGACCUGUGUGUCCUGGCCGUGUACGAUGACAGGACAACGUCCCUGACAGCGACCAGAGCUGUGGGCUGCGUGCAGUUCACCACAGAGAGAGAGUACGCCCAAUGCCGCUCCACACACACCCAGUUCCUUGGCGGGACUAUGAUCAUCAUCAUCGGGGGCAUCAUCGUGGCCUCUGUCCUGGUUUUCAUCAUCAUCCUGAUGAUCAGGUACAAGGUGUACAACAGCGCAGCUGAACACAAAGCCAAGGUCAGUAACGUCUACUCCCAGACCAAUGGAAGCCACCAGGGCUCCAUGCCACCGUCCACCUCCAAGCUGACCGAGGAGCAGGUCCAGGAAGUGAUGAUGGACCCCACCAAAGAAACCUUGGCUGCAGCUUUAACUUCGGGCUGCGACAGUGUCUCGGUCACCCCCAGCCCGUCUUUCCCAGCCGAGGGUGUCAGCUCUCACAAAGGGCGGAGAACUCGUUCUGCCACAGAGCAGCUGAGGGAAGGUCCAUGCUCCCUGAAGGAGGCUCAAGGAGAGGAACAAGGUAGCAGCACCACAAAGCAGCAACAAUGCAAAGAGCACAAGUGAAGGAGGGAUUCUGCUGGGCCCCCUCCCCACCGCUGGAACUGUUGGAUAUUCCCCAGUGGUCUCCAGACUCCAGGAGUCUCCAAGUCCACAUCUAGGGGAAUGGGCUGCACCCCAGAACCACAAACAAUGCCUGUUAUUCUCUUCCAUUUUUGUACAUAAUAUAUUUUUGAUACCUCGAAGCAUGA